AUGUCUGGGUUUCCAUGGUGUACCUUUGACUUGCAAGUGUCAUAUGAUACACCUUGGAACUCGGAGAUGUCUACGAUCCUCUUGGCUCAUUGGGUCAAGGCUUAUGAAGCACACAGCGCGAGAGAAUUUGACAUUCUGGUGCCGGAGAAUACUGCAGCAAAUUGUGAAGAAGUCCUUUGCUGCUGGUGUGGUAAUGAAGCUCCGAAAUCAAAAGACAUUUCCAAAGGAAAAAGGACGGCAAAACAACCCGUCGACCGGGGUGUAUACACUCCUAAUCCUGACAAGGAUUGCUUCCCUCCAAAAAAGUUUCAGCUGUUGCUGGUUUGUCCAAAAUGGUAUGAUCAACAAGAAGGAUUGAUUUUAUCAGAGUUGGACUUGAAUGAGAAGAGCCCUGUUGACAUACGGAAUGCAAUCGAGAACGCCAAAAUUACAUUCAAGUCUCUAGCAACCCUUGCAGCAGACCAGAACAUGCCGAGUGGCUCAAGUGGUAUGAAUACUGCCUGA
Molecule: messenger RNA, 504 nt
Organism: Melampsora larici-populina 98AG31
Lineage: Eukaryota; Fungi; Basidiomycota; Pucciniomycetes; Pucciniales; Melampsoraceae
Exons: 2
Coding region: 1-504 (167 amino acids)
Source: RefSeq, a predicted model, not a curated record